Molecule: messenger RNA, 2143 nt
Organism: Beta vulgaris subsp. vulgaris (sugar beet)
Lineage: Eukaryota; Viridiplantae; Streptophyta; Magnoliopsida; Caryophyllales; Amaranthaceae
Exons: 2
Coding region: 1474-1938 (154 amino acids)
Molecular function (GO): zinc ion binding
Source: RefSeq, a predicted model, not a curated record
UUGGAUUGCUCGACUCAACUUGUUAACAUGUCGAGUCGCGUUCGAGCUCGAGUCGAGCUUGGACCGAAUCAGGUACGAGUAGCUCACAAGCUAUCUCAACUCAUUGCCAGCCCUACCGAAUAUAUAUGCAUAUGCCGAUGUUUCGUACAUUUCGGACACUUAUAUACUUCCUCCGUUUGUUUUAGAUGUUACACUUUCUAUUUUAGAAAGUUUUAAAUUAGAUGUUACACUUUUAUUUUGGGUAAUAACUUCUCUCUAUCUCUCUCCUAUCACAUGUUCACAUAGUACCCUUUUGUUUUUCAUUCUCUCUAUCUCUCUCCUCUCCAAACAUUACCUAGGAGUCCGUGAUUUACUCUAAUUAAUUAAUUAGCAGCACCCAAAUGUACUGCUAUAAUUUUUUUCUUCCCAUUUACUUAAAAGAGAAUAUUGAAAAGCAAUUCCAGACAAUAAACAAUUUUUUUUAACCAUAUGAGCCACGAAGGCAGUACAAAGUACAAAGAAGGGUAAGGGGGAUUUGAACCUGUGAUCUAUCGUUCACAGCACCUCAAUUUUAACCAUUAGGCCAAGACAUCAUUGGUAAGACAAUAAACAAUAAUAUAGUCACAUAAGUACUUCGUCUAUACCCUUUAUUAUGUCCACUUAGACAAAAAAACAAUGUCCACUUAGAAUCGUGACAAUUGUUACAAUUAGAGAGAAUAUUCUAAAUUCUUCCAAAUAUAUUUUCUCUGUAAAUAAAAAAUAAUACUUAUCUCGAAAAGGUCUCACAUAACAUAGAAAAGUGUUACAUUUAUUUUGGAAUGGAGAAAGUAUAAAAAAAUAUAAAAUCAUGUGGUUUAUUGUUUGAUUCGUCUAGCUAAGUACUUUAUUAAUAUUCAUCGUUAUAAUUUUUACUAAUAUAUAAUGAAUGGUAUUAUCUAACGCUAAAAAAAGUACAUUAACAAAUGUAAACUGGAAAGUGGACAUAGUAAAAUAAUAUAUGGGAAUUACUAGUUGUUAAAGAAGCGUGAGAACAACGAGAAAUUAUUAUUAUUAUUAUUAUUAUUACUUCCUCUGUCUCAUAAUAUAGUGCCUAGUUUAUUUUUGGUGGGUUAAACUUUAAAAUUUUUGACCGAAUAUUCUCAUUUGUAUAUAUCAAAAAACAUAGGAAAAAUGGAUGAAAAUACCCCCAACUUUGGCCGGUCCGCUUUUAAUACUCCCAACUAUGACUUAUUUUUAAAUACCCCCAACUAUGGGGGUGGUACGCCAAAAAUACCCCGCUGACCUAUUACCACCGGAAGAACUGGUAAAAAAAGGCACGUGCCUUAGGCGUGCCUAAAAUUACCUGGUUAAUGGACCAACUGUCCAUAUUUAAUUUUUGACCGUUAUUUUCUCCAUUAAAAUCCCACCCCCCACACAUCUCUCCUCAUCUCCCUGCUCACAUCUCUCUCAUCUCUCUACUCCUCUCUCUACUCAUAUCUCUUCCUGCGUUCUUCAAUGGCGUCGAACACCACAACUGGCUCUUCUUCUUACAGGUCUAGGUCCACAAGGUCGAAAAGUGGUGGUCAGAUGGUGUGUUAUCAUCAACAAAUUGCGCCCAUUAGGGUUGUUAGGGUUGAAGGGCCAACAAAAGGCAAACGGUUUUAUGGCUGCGCUUAUUGGCCUGCAACCUGUGGGUUCUUCAAAUGGGCAGAUGAGUUGGAUGAUGUGGGUGAACUCCAACAUGGGAUAUUUGUAAGGGAUGGGUUUAUUCAAGAACUUGAAGAUCAGAAUAUUUUGCUGAGAGAGAAAAUAAAGAAGUUGAAAAUGAAGCAGGAAAAGUUGGUGGAUGAAGUUGAGGAAAUGGGUAUUGCCACAACUGAAACUCUGUAUGAGUUGAAAUCCAACACCACUGAGAAGAAGUUGUUGUUUGGGUUGUUCAUGUCUUGGGUUUUUUUUGCAAUUAUGUUCUUGUUGAAGUAAUGUAUGUGGAGUUGUAGGAGAAGGCAGUUUUUUGGUUGGGGUAGGAAGGUGUAAUGUAUGUGAAGUUGGGGUAGAAUUUUGGUUGGGGUAGGAAGUUUAAGCUUGUGUGUUGCUGGUCUUUUGGCCCUUUUUGUGUAAUAGACAGCAAAGACAAUGAUGUAAUGGUUUUUGAAUGAUCUUGAAAUCAACAUGAAUUCUAUUGGAA